Messenger RNA from Daphnia carinata, 3498 nucleotides. Its product is annotated as nyctalopin-like. Gene Ontology annotation, cellular component: membrane. The coding region runs from base 72 to 1244 and encodes 390 amino acids. NCBI's taxonomy places the organism in Eukaryota, Metazoa, Arthropoda, Branchiopoda, Diplostraca, Daphniidae. The transcript is spliced from 9 exons. The record is from RefSeq and is a predicted model, not a curated record.
UCGUGUGCAUUGCGUGUUGUAAACGCUGAGCAUCUUUACCUUUUCAAAUUUUCUUCAGAAAGAACAUCACUAUGCAAUUAACCUACCAUUCUUUGCAGAUUAUUGCCGCUGGAAUUCUUUUAGUUGUAGCGAAACCAUCAGCAGCCAGCAAUGAUGUCCAGCGUGGUGCUUGCCCAGAAGAUUAUUCUCCAUGUUCGUGCAAUCUGAGUUCCAAUGGGCUAGAAAUCGUUUGUGCUGACGUAUCCAUCGGGGACAUCCAGGACGUCUUUUAUCGCACUCAAAGUCUCUUUCUUUAUUCCGUGUCAUUGACGGCCACCUCCUCUUCGGGCACGGUCAUUUUGCCUGCCGAUGUUCUGAAAGACAAACGAGCUCAACACAUUUAUCUGGGCUGUCCAUCAAUUUCACCCAAACUCAGUUUAGUUAUCAAUGCAGCCUCAUUUGAAUUUACUCGGUUCAACACGAGUAUCUUUGAAAUUCACGACUGCGAUCUUUCAACUCAAGCGGACAUGAAUUUCUUAAAAGGUUUCGUAGUUCUCCAUACAUUGCGCAUUGUAAACACAUGGAAUGUUGAGGCCAUUGAGAACCUUCCUACUACGACCUUACCCGGCAUCAAGGAAUUGACCAUUUCAAGUUGCACCGGAUUAGGAAAUGUUCCCUUUCCCGACUUGACUCCGGCCAGAUUAGAAUGGCUGUAUCUGGACGGCAACAACUUGAACGAUGUUCAAGUCAAUAACAUUUUAAUUUCCAUUGGCAGUUCUUCAUCGUCCAGUUCAAUGGAACACCUGUCUAUAGCGAACAAUGCGCUGAACAAAGUGCCGAGGAUCGCCGCUUUCUCACAAUUGGUUACGUACGAUGUGUCCUACAACGACAUCCCAUACAUGAGCCUAUCGACGUUGAUUUUCAGCUCUCCCGUCCGCUUCCUCGGCCUUAAAAGUGUUUCUAUGACAGCCAUUGAAGGUGGUGCUUUUCAAGGCAACUACACGUACGCCCAGGUGAACUUGGAAGACAACCAAUUGACUGCGUUUAGAGAAGACGUAUUCAAAUCGAUGCUGCAACAGAUGACGGUUCAACCACCUGCUGUAGGAGGCCAACUCAUCGUUACUGGAAAUCCAUUCGACUGUGACUGCGGACUAGCCUGGCUAAUACGCGACAAUCAACCUCUUGUCCCUAGCGUCAAAAACGGAGUCUGUGGCGGAUUCUUUAGAUUUGAAGACCUCAAUCCCGAUGCUUACGCAAACUGUUAGAAAAAUAACGUUGAUCCAUGUUUUUUAUAUUUCUAUUAAUCCCGGGAGUGAGGCAGGACGUGCGUGUAUUUGGAUAUACAUCUUUAUCCUUAUUAAUCAUUUUAAAGGAAAUUCAACAACGAAUUUGACUUCUCUUGGGCUUGUUACGUUGGUUCCAGGUAGUUUUGGAUGUAGUACUGCCAUCGGUGUUUUGUUCCACGCUUGAGGCCGGUCCCAAACUCUGCCAAUUGUUUGGCAGUUCUAUCGUCGUUCCUCUCCAAUGAAACUUCGACGUUCCAUCCAAUCGUCUUGUCCUAACACACGUCACUUGCCAUCCCGACUCUCCUGUUUACACGAUUUCAAAUCCCUUCUUCACCGAGAAGAAAGCCAAGAGCAAGAGACAGCAGAUCCCGACCUUCUUAAUAGUCAUAUUUCAAAGAAUAAAACACAAUGUGGGUUAGCAAACCAAGCUGAAGAAGGCAGAAUUGUUGGACUUCGACAACUGGUAACGAAAGUCUACCCAACGCUGAUUUUAUAUACCUACGGAUAGCCUUCUGUUAUGGAACGCACGGCCCCUUUUUCAUCCGGGAGUUAACCGCCCAUCCGCACCAUUGCAACAGCCCCUAUCAAGAACGGAGGAUGGAAAAAGAUAUUCAACGGACGAGUGGUAGCAGUUGGUAACGAAUUUCCACAUCCAGAAGAGGUGGCGGAAAUUUCUUAGAAAUCCAAGCACUGCACUUUUAUUGCCACAUGAUUUUUCAUCUUAUCUCGGGUAUCACUUAAGAACCUAACUGGGCUACGCAACCGUUUGAAGACGAAGAUUUUUUUUUUAGCAAACUCUACUUACAUUCUCGACUAUGGAUCUGAAAGAUACAUCGAAAUUUACUUUGGUCUGGCGCAUCGCCCCUCACGAACAAAGACAAAGCUGCCACGACGCGUAUCUCCGACGUAGCUACUAAAUAUACUACGUCCACGUCUGGUUCAUAUGUGUACACACACACAACAUAGGGAAUGUAGCACAUUCAGUUCAUCGCUUUAGGUCGCACAAACUGAACUUCAUAUAGCUUUAGAAAAAGAAAUAGUGCCACUACUGAAGGUCUAUUCCAUAAGUUUCAUUCACAAACACACUGUGUGUUUCCCUGACGCUAGUCUUUAGCUCUACUGACCAAUUUCGUUAUCUCUAUCGCAGUCCACGUGAGGUGGCAGAAACGGAUGCAGGUGUUACAGUUGGUGUACAGGUUCAUAACACUGGGAAACGUGGCUUGGUUUUCACUCUAGGAAUUUCUAAAUGGUUCUUUGCCAACCUGUUUUGAAAAAUCCAGGACUUAGCGAGUUGUACGUGACUACAAGUCGAUUGGUUUCCACCCCAUGAAACACAUGUGCUGCACUAGCUGACUAACACCCAACAGGACGCACUAGUUUUACAACAAAAAAAAAUAUCAUUCCUAACUACGUAAUGACAAAUGGCAUUGAGAAUUAUCUGUACGUGUCAGCAUAUGUGAAUGGCGUGAGGUAAUCGCGUUUGUCACUGGAGCUUUUCAGCUGUGGGUACAAAAUAGCUUGUUUUGGACGUCGUUUUGUCAAUCUACAUAAGUCUCGAUUUAUGAAAAAUUGGAGCUGCUUCUUUUCUCGUCACUAUGAAAUGCCUGGUGAGUUUGAUUUUCUUGACUGUCAUCGUGGUUGUCGUUCAGUCCCACGCAUCUUCUGACGUCGGCGCACAAAGGCUUGGUCGGGCUGACAGCACCCCAAAGGGAUCGACGCCCAAAGGCGUGAAAGAUUCAACCCCCUACAGGUACACAAAAAACGACAUCAUCCGGAAUGAAAGGAUCGCCGCUUAACGUAUCGAAAGGCUCUGAAAUAAAAGGAUCAACUCUGAAGGGCGUCAAAGGAUCGACACCGUUUCUUGAAAUAAAAGGAUCUACAGCGUUUCCUGAAAUGAAAGGAUCUACCGCAAAGGGAUCCAAAGGAUCGACAACGCCCGGAAUAAAAGGCUCAACCACUAGCAGACCCCUAGGAUCGACAACGUCCGGAGUAGAUGAAUCAACAAUGUCAGAUGUUACAGAUACCUACAGCGGCUUUUUUUCGUUAAUUUCCCAACGAAAUGAAUCUUUCCUUUUCUUUUAUCCCAUCUAAAAUUGUCUUGACUAUACGAAGACAUGUUUGAAAAACACCCUCUCUUUUGCGGUUUUCCUAAGGUUGCAUUGGAGUAUUCUAUUUGGCUUAAUUGGUGUCACUUAAUUGAUGUUUUCAUGAAUACAUUCAUUAGCUGGUUCAA